AGAUUUUCAAAUUUAACAUAUAAACCAUGUUUAAGCUAAUAACAUAUUUCAAGUCGCGACCGAAAAAAUUUGGCGUGAGAUGCUAUCAAAAUCACCUGCCCACAGGUCGUGCCACACGUUCAGCAAGCAGGUCGGAUGGCAGGCGUGGCAGAUUUGGAUUCGUUGGCUGCGAUAUUGGUGACCACAACAUGUGGCGACCCCGACCACGCCAGCUGCACAUCAAUCGGUUCCCCUCCUCCAAGGCCGACUCAAAGGCGACCCUCGAAAGGGGCGAUUGGGUGGUGGACGAGAGGCCAACGCUGCGCUGGGGCAUCGCACCCGUCAGCCUCAUGGCGGAUGACUUUGCCGCGGCGCUGAGUGUCCUGCCCGAGCAGCACCACCGCAUUGUGUCCUGCGUGGCUGCGUAUCAGUCGCACGCCCUCGCCUUCGCCGAACGCCAUCAGGUGGAGAACGUGUACACCAGCUUCGAGGAUCUGGCCAAGUGUCCGAAUGUCGAUGUAGUGUACAUCUCCCCCCUAAAUCCCCAACACUCGGAGCUGUGCCAUCUCAUGUUGAACCACGACAAGCACGUCCUGUGUGAAAAGCCGCUCUGCAUGACGGAGGAGCAGGUGACCAAGCUGCUGGAGAAGGCGCGGGCGCGCGGUCUGUUUCUCAUGGAGGGAAUGUGGCCAAGAUGCGUGCCCGCCUAUCAUUACCUGCGGCAUCAGAUCCUGCGAAACCGUCUAGGAGAGAUACAGAAGGUACAUUGCACUUUAGGGCUGCCCGUUUCGCAGGGGAGACUAGGACUGUACGGCGGGGUAACCAACGAUUUCGGGGUAUACGGUAUGCAGCUGGCUCUGUGGGUGUUUCGAGAAGUUCCACGCUGCCUCAAGGUCAGCGGUAGGGUCAACUCGGAGCACGUGGACGUGUCCGCCGACAUUGAACUGUGCUUCACGCGUGGAAAGAGGGCUCUCAUCGAGGUCAGCUCCGAAAAGAAGCUCAGCAACCAGGCAGUUAUUCAAGGCAAGGAUGGGUCCAUUAAGAUGAACAACUACUGGUGUCCCACUCGCCUGAUCACCGAGGAGGUGGACUACGAGUUCCCCCUCCCGGGUGGCGAUCAGAUGCCACCCACCCACUACCACAAUCGGUUGGGCAUGUGCUACGAGGCCGAGGAAGUGCGGAACUGCAUUCUGAAAGGCAGCAUGGAGAGCGAUGACUUCAGUCACAACGAGAGCCUGCUGCUGGCCAAUCUAAUGGACACCAUCCACGCCGAACUGGGAGUCGGUGAAUUCGCUAGUCGCAGCGAGGUUUCAGAUCUGCAGAGGCAGAUCGAGAAUGUUCAAGACAUAGUCGAUGAUCCGGAGGAGCUGGCUAGCGAGACGUGCCGGGUAGUGGAGGAUGUCAGCAUGGGCGGAAGCUUGGAAAUCAGUCAGCAGGGAGAGAAAGACCAGGUCAAAGGUCAUUGAUUGGUGCAGCACCGAAAUGCAGGGCGUGUACCUGUUGCGGCAGAAGCUAAUCGUAAGACGGGAUUACAUAUGUUUUUAAUAAAUUAGACAAUUCUCAUCGAGGA
Molecule: messenger RNA, 1549 nt
Organism: Drosophila yakuba
Lineage: Eukaryota; Metazoa; Arthropoda; Insecta; Diptera; Drosophilidae
Product: trans-1,2-dihydrobenzene-1,2-diol dehydrogenase
Exons: 5
Coding region: 27-1445 (472 amino acids)
Molecular function (GO): nucleotide binding
Source: RefSeq, a predicted model, not a curated record